CUCUGUCACACCAAUUUCAGCAAAUCCUAUCUUUCUCUUCUUCUUCCUUUUCUCUCUCAAUUUUUCUCGGAAAAUUCUCAGCACUAUUAUUAUUAUUCGCCGUUAUCAGUAACAUCACUAUUCACUGCCAUAAUCAUUUUGGUUGAUCUUCUUCUUCUCCUAGACGCAAGCUCGCUCGCAUUUCAUGGAUGGAAUGUACGGUUUUCAUUCCACGGGAGAGUACGCGUCGGACAAGGCCUUGAUGUCGCCGGACAACCCGAUCCUACCGUCCGAUUACCAUGCCUUGCUUUGUUCUUCGGGUCGGGUUCCGAUGUUUGGAUCCGACGAGUUGCUCUCCGCGGCCUCCGCCAUCUCCGAAGCUGCUUCCAUCGCGCCUGAAAUUCAACGGGAAGAAGACAUGACCAGCAUCAUCAAAGCCAGAAUCGCUUCGCAUCCUUCGUAUCCGCGCUUGCUUGAGGCGUACAUCGAUUGCCAGAAGGUCGGAGCACCGCCGGAGAUAGCAUCGGUUUUGGACGAAAUUCUGAGAGAGAAUGAUGUUUACAAGCGAGACGCGGUGCCGACGUGCUUGGGAGCAGAUCCUGAGCUCGACGAGUUCAUGGAAACCUACUGCGAUAUCUUGGUCAAAUACAAAUCCGAUCUCUCAAGGCCCUUUGAUGAAGCGACUACCUUCUUAAACAAGAUUGAGAUGCAGCUCCGGAAUCUCUGCACCGGCGCCUCUGCUAGAGGCACUUCCGGCGAAGAAGGAACUGGCUCCUCAGAUGAGGAUGUCAGUGGCGGGGAGCUAGAGUUACAGGAGGCUCAAGUGAGGAGUGAGGACAGAGAUCUUAAAGACAGGCUUUUACGUAGGUUUGGCAGUCACAUUAGUAACUUGAAGCUGGAGUUUUCAAAGAAGAAAAAGAAAGGAAAGCUGCCAAGAGAAGCAAGACAAAUGUUGUUUGAUUGGUGGAAUCUUCACUACAAAUGGCCAUAUCCUACGGAAGCUGAUAAGAUGGCGCUAGCCGAAUCAACUGGGCUAGACCAGAAGCAGAUUAACAACUGGUUCAUAAACCAACGGAAGCGUCACUGGAAGCCAUCUGAGAACAUGCAAUUUUCAGUUAUGGAUAACCUUUCUGGUCAGUUCUUAACGGAUGACUGAGUUGCAUGUACAUUCUUAAAUAUAUCUGAAGAUAAUUUAUUGCUCGUACGUGUUGCAUCUUUUAUGUUUAUUCUUAAUGCAGAGUUGCAUACUUUACUGUUAUUGGGAUGUUUGCUCCCUAGGAAAUGAAAUAAAUUUUGUAAUUUGUUCCGUGUAUAUUCCUCCAAUUGCACAGUGGUGAUAAUGAAAAUACUUCCCUGGCUUGGAGUAGUGUUCUAGCCAUUCGUUUGGUGGUUUUUAAUUUAUCUGUUUAAUUUCUGUAAUAUUGCUACACCUAAUUAAUUAAUUAAUUAAUU
This is a messenger RNA of Rubroshorea leprosula, 1431 nucleotides long. The record is from the annotation of a GenBank genome assembly. Lineage: Eukaryota; Viridiplantae; Streptophyta; Magnoliopsida; Malvales; Dipterocarpaceae.